AUGCCCUUCCUCACCAUCGGCUACAAGCGCCUCCACUACACCGACUACCCGGCCGCCCACGGCUCCGCCGCCCGCGAGACCAUCAUCCUCCACCACGGCCUCGGCUCCUCGCAAAACUUCUACGCGCCCAUCGUCCCCGCCCUGACCGCCGCCGGCCUGCGCGUCAUAACCUUCGACGCCACGGGCGCCGGCCGCUCGCCCUACACCCAAGUCGAGCAGUCGGUCGCGAGCCUGGCCGCCGACGUGCUCGGCGUCCUCGACGCCCUGGGCGUCCCCAAGGCCAUCGUCGGCGGCCACUCGAUGGGCGGCAUGGUCGCCGCGCACCUGGCCGCCGCGACUUCUUCCGCCGACCGCGUCGUCGCCGCCGUGCUCAUCGGGCCCGUCUACCCCUCCCCGGCCGUCGCCGCCGUCUUCGACCAGCGCAUCGCCACGGUCGAGCGCGCGGGCAUGGAGCCCCUCGCCGACGCCAUCCCCGCGGCCGCCACCGCCGCCGGGGCGCCGCCCCUCGCCCGCGCCAUGGUGCGCGAGCUGCUGCUGGCCCAGGACCCGCGCGGGUACGUCUCCAACUGCCGCGUCAUCGCGGCCGCGGCGCGCCCCGCGUACGAGGACGUGCGCGUGCCCGUCCUGCUGGUCGCCGGCGCCGAGGACAAGUCGGCCCCGCUGGACUCGUGCAGGAAGCAGUUUGAGGAGCUGGGCACCUCCGAGAAGAGCCUCGAGGUGCUGCCCGGCGUGGGGCAUUGGCAUUGCGUCGAGGCGCCGGAUGCGGUGGGCGCGAAGAUUGUCGACUUUUAUCGCCAGAUUCAGUGA
Messenger RNA from Diplodia corticola, 807 nucleotides. Its product is annotated as alpha beta. The transcript has a single exon. The record is from RefSeq and is a predicted model, not a curated record. Gene Ontology annotation, molecular function: catalytic activity. Bases 1 to 807 code for a protein of 268 amino acids. NCBI's taxonomy places the organism in Eukaryota, Fungi, Ascomycota, Dothideomycetes, Botryosphaeriales, Botryosphaeriaceae.